Molecule: messenger RNA, 2404 nt
Organism: Micropterus salmoides (largemouth bass)
Lineage: Eukaryota; Metazoa; Chordata; Actinopteri; Centrarchiformes; Centrarchidae
Gene: lysmd3
Product: LysM, putative peptidoglycan-binding, domain containing 3
Exons: 3
Coding region: 257-1243 (328 amino acids)
Biological process (GO): Golgi organization
Cellular component (GO): Golgi apparatus
Source: RefSeq, a predicted model, not a curated record
UAUUCUGUUGACGUGGCGUGAGCAGUUCAACAGUAGCUAGCAGGCAGGUACCAGUUUACUAACCAAAGGCAAGGUGAGAGAGAAGACAAUCCCGUGGAAGUAUGGAUAUGACUCAGGUCAACUGAUUGAUCGGUGUCAACCUUCUUCAGGUAAAGGGUUAAGGAUACCUUGAUGGUAUUCCGGAAGAAUAUGCUGUACAAGUUCAGGAUUUGUUACUCAAGCCUAUCCCUGCUCUUCCCAACACAGUGAAGAAAAAAUGUCCAGUAGAAACCAGCUCUAUGGGUUCCAGUCAGCCUCCAUAGUGCAGCCUGCCAAUGGCGGCCAUGCCUAUUUGUUUGGAAACAAUGGCUCAGAGAAUGACCUGUCAGAGGAGGAUGGGGAGAGCUGUGAGCUGCGGCCACGUGGCAGAGAGAGGCUGCGGAGGAGCACCUCCAGAGAAAAGAUGGAGGAUAUCAUCUACCUGACCAGAGAUAUCCAGGAGGGUGACACCCUGAACAGCAUUUCCCUGCAGUACCAUUGCUCAGUGGCUGAUAUUAAGCGUGCAAACAACCUCUUGACAGAGCAGGACUUCUUUGCCCUGCGGUCGGUCAAGAUUCCUGUGAGGCGCUUUAGCGUCCUCACUGAGACUCUCAGCACUGGACCUCUCCCGUCUGCCUCCCCCUCAGGUGGGAGGCGCCUGCCCCAGAUCUCAACCGUUACCUCACUCCCCUCUGAGUCCUCCACAGACUCUUCUUCUUCCACCGACAGUGUGGAAGGAUUCCUCUUGGAGAAGGACAAGGACAUUGAACGGCUGGUGAAAUCCACAGGUCCGUCUCGGAGCAGUCUGAAUGAGGUCGUGUCCUCCUUAACGCUGCAGCAAACGCAGCCACUGCUAGGAGAAGUAGAGUACAAACCAGCACAGAGAAAGGACCCUUAUUAUGGAGCAGACUGGGGCAUGAGGUGGUGGACAGCUGUGGCCAUCAUGCUGGUCGUUGGUAUUGUCACACCUGUGUUUUAUCUGUUGUACUAUGAGGUUCUCAUGAAAACUGACGUCAGCCAUCAUGGCAUUCCUACACAAGCUAAUGUCAACAUGCGUCCUGAAGAUCACCAUGGCAAUAAUAAUGGUGACCUUGCUGUUGGAGAAGACAAACAUGCAGGGCCUGGCCCUGGAUACCUUGAUGGAAAUGUGGGUAAUGGAGAUCAACAGGGACCCGGUGGGGACAAAGCAGGAGACAGAGAACACGGAGGACAUGAGAAAACAUAACAAGGGAUUCUACCUUUACAUACAAAUUUGUUGCUUACUCAGAGACCUAAUAAAACUGGGUGGAUGUUCCCAUUUUGAGUAGUUUUUAUAGACUUUAUACAUCAAUGCAAUCUGUCUGGUUUUCAGGAAUAGGACUAGAAUAAGGGUGUGGCCACAGUCGUCCCUUGUCUGUUCAUUUACAUUUAUAUACUUUUCAAGUAGAGCUGUAAGUAUUAAUUGAUUAAUCAAUUAGUUGUCAACUAUUAAAUUAUUAAAAUAAUCGGCAGCUAUUUUGAUAAGCCAUUGUCAGAAAAAAAGUCCUAAUUUUCAGAUUCCAGCUACUCAAAUGUACAUUUGAGGACGUCAUCUUGGACUGGUCUGGGCUAAUCACAAAAAUGAUGGACAGAUUAAUCAAUAAUGAAAAUAAUCCUUAGUUGCAGCCCUAUUUUCAGUUAUAAAUGGGCGGAAAAGAUGCUUGGCUGAAAUGUUUCGAAUGAUGGAUUUAUUGUUAACAAUCAAUGUACCCAAUAGAAUGUUUGUUAUCGUCUAUGCUGUUGCAUUCUUUGUAAGCUACCCACAAACUGUGUCCAAAGAUUUUGAAAACAAGCCGAGACAGACAAGCAAUUCUGUUUAUUCAGUGAUGCGACCAGUGGUCACACCCUAAGAGAUUCAUUAAUUUUGUGGAUUUGGUUUUAAAGCAGUUCUUACUGUUUAAUCAAACUGUAGAAAUUUUUUGCCAUGUUAGAAAUGGUGUCCAAUGCUGUUUGUUGGAAAGGUAUGAUUACUGCCUUUGUGUUUAAUAUAGAAUUAAUUUAUUUCAAGACUAUUGAACAUUAGCCUUUAUUUACACUAUCAGUAUUUGAGACAAGUUGAAUUAGGUUUAUGGAUUUCCAUGAAAGUUGCUUAAUAUCUUUUGCUUUUAGCUUGCCUGUUUGUCAUUCCAAAAAACCUCGAAGAGCAUGGUGAGGAAAAUGGGAAAUGCACAAUAUUCCCACAAUGACUCAUACUCAUUAUGUGAAAUUUUACACUUUGUUAUAUAGCCCUUUUAUUUUAUCACUGUGAUACUUCAUGAAAAAGCAUUAAGUGUUGUUGACAGUAUGUGCCUUUCAACCUGUGGAAAUGUGCUACAGGCUGAAAAAUAAAUACAUCUAUUUUGAAUAAAUUAUUGCCAGUGUGCACAUA